UAUGGCUCACUUAAACCAAAAAAUUAUGAGGGUAUUGGGUGCAGAACUUAUUGGGCAAACUUAGCUAAUUUGACCAAUAUUAGCAGAUUGACUACUACAAUAAGCUAGAUGGAGUUGAAUUAUGAGGCCGAGCAGUUUAUGAAGACAGCUGAAGCAGCUAGAUCAGAAGUUCUGAAGGCAAUGUCAGACGUAGAACAGACGAAAACAAGCCUUAAAGUGAUAGAAAUGAGGUGGGUUGUAGCCAAGAAACUCGAGGAUGCUGCUAAGGCUGCUGAAUCUCUUGCUUUAGCUGAGAUCAGGACUUUAUCAACCAAUGAAAGCAUAUCAUUCAAUACUUACAAUAAUCAGCAAAAACCGGGGAGUAGUCUCUCAGUUGAAGAGUAUUCUGCAUUAACUGACAAAGCUCAAAAAGCUGAACAGAUAGAUGCCUUCAGAAGGAUUAAAGAAGCAUCUGAGGAGAGACUAAGUAAGAUGGGAUUCAGAAACUCUUUACCUGCACGCCCUCAAAGAGAUUCUAGGCUGCUCGAUUCAAACGAUUACGAGUACACAAGAAACAAUAAUGAUCAAUGUAAGCCGGCUGCUAGGCCUGCUACAACUUCAAUAGGAGACAUUUUGAGCAGGAAACUUGUUCUGAGGGAUGAUUUAGAGGUUGGCAGGCAGGAAGAAAGUGUUGGUGAGGGCAGGGGAGGAGGAGGGGGAGGGAGGCAAAGGGUGUCAUUGAAUCAGAUGUUCCGACAACAUAGAGGAGAAUCAACUCCGCCGCCUAAGAGAAGAGAUAACAAUGGUAAUGAAGGAGGGAAGAAAUUCUUCUCCAAGAGAAAGGCUCUAGGGUUUGUGCAUAUUUCACUUCCUAUGUCAAAGCAGAGUAAAAAUAAGAUUCAGAGUUUGAAUUUAUGGCGAGGGGAUGAUGAAUAGAUGAACAUUGUUGUUGUGUUUCUUGUACUGAAUGACAUAUUCUUUAUCAGCUUGUUUUGUGUUCCUUAUUGGUUGUGUGGUGUUUGUUCAUGCUACUCAUAUGCUUACAUAAGUAUGAUGUAUGUGAAGGGGUUGCUCUAUCUGAUUUGUACUUGUAUCUGGAGUGUGAACAGAUAUCAGUCCUGUGUUAUUUAUGCCUGUAUAACCGUUGCUCGAGUCAAAUAUCAGCUGUUUAUUUUCUCAAGAAUUAGUUGUGUCAGUGUUCCAAUAUCUCGUAAUUAAAGAUAUGACAUGAUUUUAGUACUCGAAGAAAACUUAAAUACUCUUUCUAACCGCUACUCAAACAACUAUGACCAAUCAGACAAUCAGUUAGUCAAAUCAGUUAACACAGUCUACUAACACGAUCAGCUAUGUUUUCACUAAACACGGCCUAUCUAAAUUAAUGAUGAUUUGAACAAAACACAAUUUCUAACUACCGCCCCAAUCACCAUCCACAUGACACAUAAUUAAAGAGCAGAUUCAGCUUAUUUAGCAUUGUAAAUUCAAGUGGUAGCAGAAAAAUUUGAAUAAUUGUCUUAUUAAUAGAAAACUAAAUCUUGACAGUCAAACACCAUACUCUUUCAUUGACUUUGAAAAACAUCUGAAUCUUUCAACCAGCCCAACCACAAUAGCUCACAAAAUUCUUUUCCAGAAAAACUAUACUCGAUAAUUCUCAAAUCAACCAAACAUUUCAAUUGACAAAAAUAUUCAGGCUAAAUAAAUAGUUAAAAAG
Molecule: messenger RNA, 1687 nt
Organism: Chenopodium quinoa (quinoa)
Lineage: Eukaryota; Viridiplantae; Streptophyta; Magnoliopsida; Caryophyllales; Amaranthaceae
Product: WEB family protein At3g51720-like
Exons: 1
Coding region: 109-915 (268 amino acids)
Source: RefSeq, a predicted model, not a curated record